AGACAGCACAACCACCUGUCUGACUUUAUGAGAAAAAGAAGAAAAAACCCAAAAUAGUGUCAAAAUCGGCAACCCCGUUUUUGGGAUUGGCUACACCUCUACCGAGUUUCGUUUCCUCUUUAUUCUUGUGGGAACUGCCUCAGUUCGCCUCUCCUGCCUCUCGACCAAGCGUCGCAACACCACACACCCACAGCAUCUUGGGCUUCGGGGGAGGACGGAUCCUGGUUGCCCACCAUGAGCGCAUACCAAAACGGCGCCCCGCGCCUGGGCGACGACAGCGACGUCGAGGAGGAGGCCUUGGUCGCCGACUACCGCGAGCAGGUCCAGUACGAGGACGGCAUGGAGGACGGCGAGAUGUCGAUGGCGCAGCAAGCCAACGACAUCCAGGAGCGUCUAGUUGCCGCUGCCCAGCCCUUGGACUUUUCGGCGCCGCUCGACGUCAAGUUCCAGAGCUACGACCAGUACUGCAGCCUGUUCCACUUCAUCCUCAACUCGGACGGUCCUGUAGAUCUCGAGCCGCCGUCUUACUAUUGGGCGUGGGAUGUCAUCGACGAGUUCAUCUACCAGUUCAACUCGUUCUCCUCGUACAGGAUGCGGAUAGCCCGACAGGCCAACAACGAGGAGGAGGCGCAAGUCCUCCGCGACAACCCAAACACAUGGGGCUGCUACAGCGUCCUCAACGUGCUCUACUCGCUCAUUCAACGGUCCCAGAUUCUCGAGCAGCUGGCCGCCAUGAAGCGCAACGAGGACCCCAUGACUGUCGCCGGCGAGUACGGCAACAAGAGCCUGUACCGGAUGCUGGGGUACUUCUCCAUCAUCGGCCUCCUGCGGGUUCACUGCCUUCUCGGCGAUUUUAGCCUGGCUCUGAGGACGCUCGACGACAUCGAGCUGAACAAGAAGGCCAUGUUUGCUCGCGUCAUGGCCGCGCAUUUCACGACGUACUACUACGUCGGCUUCUCCUACAUGAUGAUCCGCCGCUACGCCGAUGCGAUCCGCAUGUUCAGCCACAUUCUGGUCUACGUCUCUCGGACCAAGAACUUCCAGAAGAACGCGCAAUACGACUCGAUCAGCAAGAAGAACGACCAGAUGCUGGCCCUGAUCGCCAUCUGCGUCGCAUUCCACCCCACCCGUCUGGACGACACCAUCCACACGGCGCUACGCGACAAGUAUGGUGACCAGCUGCUGAAGCUGCAGAGGGGUGGCCCCGAAUCCCUGCCCAUCUACGAGGAGCUUUUCCGGGCCGCCUGCCCCAAGUUCAUCUCUCCCGUGCCCCCAGACUUUGACAACCCAGAGGCCAAUGUGGACCCCGUGGAGCACCACCUGUCCGUUUUCAUGGACGAGGUCAAGACCAACAUGUGGAGUCCCACCGUCAAGUCGUACCUGCGCCUGUACACCACUAUGGAUCUCAAGAAGCUGGCUGGCUUCCUGUCGGUGAAGCCGGAGGAGCUCCGCUCAUGGCUGCUGGUCAACAAACAGCGAACCAAGCAACUUCGCUGGACCGACCACGCGCUACUAGAUGGCGAACUCGUCAACGUCAGCGACCUGGACUAUGCUAUGCAGGGCGACCUGAUCCACAUAUCCGAGGCCAAGGUCGGCAGGAAGCUAGUGGACUGGUACCUCCGAAACCUCUCGCGCACCUACCUUUGAGUGUGAUAUAGGUACAAUUUUCACCGAGAUGGGCUCAUAUUUUCGGUCUAUCGUCCCACACCAAGCUCUACCAGAAGUGCGACGGCGCAUCGCCGCCGGCCACUGGGAAUCAAGUAUCGAGUGGCGUGACAUUGCUGCCCCGACGGACGGGUCCACGCAUUGCUCCUUUCUCAAGUCUAAUCUGCAGUCUCUCUUGCGGACAUUGUCGGGUCUUUUGAGACUUUUCUCCUUUCCUUGUUUUUUCUCUAGAAGCCCCGCCACCGGUGUGGCUGGGCCGAAUGUGCGUUGGCUUAUGGCGUCUCGGUGUUGGGGCCAACAAAGGAUCGGUGGGAUGGGCUGCGCCGUGUAUCGUGUAUCAGGGCCCUACACGAGCUGCUACGAGGGUAAAAGUCGUAUCGGUUGCACGCGCGCCAUGUGGCCACGACUUCCGGUGGUUACAGGACAGGUUGUGAUGGAAGAAAACAUACAAGACACCCGUACGUGUGCCAACGACGAAUGUAUGUGGGCGAUUAGGAAUCCAGUAUAUGAAGAA
Gaeumannomyces tritici R3-111a-1 is the source of this 2179-nucleotide messenger RNA. RefSeq names its product eukaryotic translation initiation factor 3. Gene Ontology annotation, biological process: translational initiation. The transcript is spliced from 3 exons. Gene Ontology annotation, molecular function: translation initiation factor activity. Lineage: Eukaryota; Fungi; Ascomycota; Sordariomycetes; Magnaporthales; Magnaporthaceae. Bases 235 to 1647 code for a protein of 470 amino acids. Gene Ontology annotation, cellular component: eukaryotic translation initiation factor 3 complex; cytoplasm. The record is from RefSeq and is a predicted model, not a curated record.